Messenger RNA from Protobothrops mucrosquamatus (brown spotted pit viper), 1381 nucleotides. Its product is annotated as protein RRP5 homolog. Gene Ontology annotation, biological process: rRNA processing. NCBI's taxonomy places the organism in Eukaryota, Metazoa, Chordata, Lepidosauria, Squamata, Viperidae. The transcript has 10 exons. Gene Ontology annotation, cellular component: small-subunit processome; nucleolus. The annotation marks the transcript as partial. The record is from RefSeq and is a predicted model, not a curated record. Gene Ontology annotation, molecular function: RNA binding.
AUUCCGGGUCAAGGGACAAAUGGUGUCUUUUCUUCAAGCGUGCGAUUGAUACGUGAAAAAAGACAACCAUGUCAUCUAUAGAGGAGAAUUUUCCAAGAGGUGGUAUACAGAAGAAAGGACAGGAAGAAAAAGCAGUCAGACAACCAACAGUUGAAGAAGAUAAUUUAUUCAAGACUCAACAUGAAGAAGUAACUCGGAAAAGAAAGAAAAAAUAUGAAGAUCAAAAGGAACCAAAAAAACUUAAGUCUGAGAAGAAAGCUGUUACAAAAACCAGUGCUAAAGAUUUUGAACUUUUGUCAGCAGAGUCUCUUACAGAGGGAACACUGCUGUUAGGAUGUGUGAAAAAGAGUAAUCAGUUUGAUCUGGUGAUCAACUUGCCAAAUGGUCUUACUGGAUUUGUGAAAAUAACUUGCAUAUGUGAUGCCUAUAAUGAAUUGCUAAAUAAGCAGGUGGCCACUGAUGAGCCUGUGGAGGAACUGAAUUCUCUCUCAGACUUGUUCCCUCCAGGAAUGUUGGUAAGAUGUGCUGUGGUAGGCACAGAGAAGAAAUCUGUGGGACAUCAGAAGAUACACUUAACCAUUAAUCCAAGCGAUGUCAACAAAGGUUUGAAUCCUACAGUUGUGAAAGAGGGCAUGCUACUCUCUGGAUGCGUAACUAGUAUAGAAGACCAUGGUUACAUUAUUGAUAUAGGUAUUCCUGGAACAAAAGCGUUUCUUCCUCGGCAGAAAGCCCAGGGCUAUCUGCAAUCACUCAACAAAGGAACUGAACUAAAGAUAGGGCAAUAUCUGAACUGCCUUAUUGAAGAAGUGAAGAACGGUGGAAGAAUAAUCCGCGUAUCCAUCAAUCAGUCUGAGGUUGCUUCAGCCGUUGCCACAGAAAAACAAAACUGGUCACUCGCCAACUUGCUACCUGGGCUAGUGGUGAAAGCCCAGGUUCAGGAGGUGACUUCUUCUGGAAUUUCUUUAAGUUUUCUCUCUUCCUUUACUGGAAUUGUGGAUUUCAUGCACACAAAUUCUCUAAAAACAAGACUUUUCUCACCAAAUCAGAUGGUGAAAGCCUGCAUUCUUUCAAAUAAUCCUGCUUCCAAGGCAAUUCGCCUUUCUUUGCGCCCAGUUUUCCUUCAGCCUGGCAUCCAGCUUAGCCAACUUUCCAAUGAUCGGAUUGGUGUGGUAGUAGCAGACUCAAAAGUAGAGAUGUUUUUCAAAAACAUUGGUGCUGUUUUCAUGCUGGAUGAUGGCAGUCAUGCUUUUUCACAUAUAAAGUAUCUUCCAAAGACUUCCAAAUCUUUCAAAACUGAGGUGUUUAAGCCUGGAAGUAAACAUACAUGUCGAAUUAUUGACUACAGCUUGAUAGAUGACAUGAUCAUAGUGUCUCUCAAAAA